AUGUCUUCUAGAGGGCGACUUUCGCGUGAGGAUAAAGGGAAGGCCAUUGCUACUACCCCGGGUCCAACUGAGGAUAGGACGGCGAACGGUAGCCCGUUGGACGAGUUUGACUUAGUUCAUCGCGAUGCAAUGCGAGAUACAGAGAAUAUGAGCCUGUCGCAGCGAAUUUUGGUCGCCGAAGCUCACAGACAGAUUCGCGAGGAAACUGCCUGUCGGGUUGAAGAGCGUGAAGACGAGGAGGGCGCCCAGCGAGGUUCGGCGAGUAGUGGUUCCGAAACGCCGAGCCAAGUUCCGAGACCGCCUACGACGGUUCGUCGAAGGGUUUCCUUUGAUCAGAUAGAUUGUCGGCCUACGAUCUAUCAUCCUGGUGGGAUUUUCGAUGAACUUCCUCCGCUACCGUCUGAAGCGCUGCAGGACCCGCGAGCUGAAGGACCGUUGUGGAAGAAUGUUUUUGGUACUUGCUCCUCUCACAAGACGGUGAAGGACUUGUUAAGGCAGAAUGGAGGCGCGGCCGUCACGUACAUCAUCCCUUCCACGGAGCAGCGGCCUUGGUCACCUCCACUCGGUUAUCAAUGCGUGUAUGAAUCCUACUUCGGGGAUCACACGAAACUCUGGUUUCCAAUCCCGCGGUUAGUGACGUCGUACGCGCUUUGUCGAGAUAUUGCGAUCCCUCAGCUGCUGAAUGGGUCGUUGCGCAUAGCUGUCAUGCUGAUGGUUUUGGCGGCGAAGAUAGAUAUCUCGAUGAGUGUGAGAGUGUUCGAGGAGCUGACCUUCACGAAGGCUGAGCCAAACGGGAUUUUCUCAGUAAAGAUGCGCUCGAACUACAAUGUCUUGACUGGUCAUCCAAACAAGACGAAAGACUGGCAGCCUCGCCACCCGACGACUAUCGCGUACCCGGAGAAAUUAUUUGAGAGUGCCCAGGCGAUUGCAGUACAUAGCCAUCUUCGUUGGCCGGAUAUCAGCCGAGAGUGGAUACGUCGUCAACAAGCUAGAAUUGCAAGAGUUGAUUGGGAGUCGAGGCUUCCCUGUGUUCAUGGUCCGCGUACAUCGCGUCUUUCCCUGUUUACUCGGAAACAACAGAAGCUCCUGAACAAAGCCAGAGAGAUGGUUGGAGUCCUGGACUUGAGCGCCCUACUGAAGAGGAAACUGCAGUUGCUUUCAAAGAAGCCAUCCAGCGCUAGUGCUCCGGAAACGGUCGAGCCUAUCCCGACCGAUGAGGACGUAAAUGUGGAGCCUUCCGUUCCUCAUCCAAAAAAGAAGACUACUAAGAAAACAAAGGUGAAGAAAACUUCCGCUGAAGAAAAUCAAUCUGCCCCACAUGAUGAGAACGCUUCUUUCGAAGGGAACCCGUCUUCCGCCGAGGCAUCUAAAGAUUCGAGGAAGAAGAAGAAGAAAAAGAAGGGAGGAAAGAAGAGAUCUCGGGAGGAGUUCGCUGGGAGCGAGAAGGUAAUGUUGAGGGCUCUUCCGAGGCUUGUUCAAAUGAGAAGGUACCUGAAAGACGGCCUAAAAAGAAGGCGAGGAGCAGAUCUGUCCAGGAGGGGGCACAGACGUCUGUCGAUGGGGCCCUUUUCUAGCGAUGAUGCAAGGGGAGGGAGCCCUUCCUCCAAAUCUCCUUCCGAGAAGGGAAAGGGGGCCUCGGCAUCUGGAAGUGAACCCCGGGGUGAGUCGGUCGCGAGUGACAAGGCUAACUCUGCUGCUAGUGAUAAGAAAACUCCCGUCUCGGUAGCGAGAGGACGAUCUCAGUCCAGAGGUUCGCUCGCGAAGAGGGCGAGGGUUGAAUUCCCAGAUCGCGUGCAGUUCUCGUACGACAAGAAGACUCCCCUGGUCUUUAACCCCCUCCAAUGCGCAGAGCUGACGCGCCAAAUUCGUGGCGGGACGAGGGAGCUCCCGCCGAUAGGGGAUCUUUACUUCAAGGACGAAUACAUUGACGCUGCUUUUACUAGGACGCGGAGUGACGGGAGUAUGAACUACCUCGUCGAGAAAUACGACAGCGCCUUGAAGCAGACGAUGAUCCAGUUGGGGGAUUCUGAGAAACUUGCCCGGGCCAGGUUAGGCGCGAUAGAGAGGAUGAGGGCUGAAAAUAAGAAAGACAGCGAUAAGGUUGCUGAAGAGAAGGAGGGAGGCUGUCGUGGCGACGUUGAUCAAGGAGAGGCAACGCCUAAGAGACUCGCGAAUCCAAGAGGUUACUCGCAAAAGGAUGGUGGUCCAGACCUCAUGACUGAUAAGGCGAAUCGUUGCUUUGGCCGCAUCCGCGAUUACCUUGCUCGUCUUGAUGCCUUCGAGAUGGCGAAGAGCUUAUAUGGGCAAGCCUCAGGGACGAGAAAAUGCCUCGAAGUGAUAAGGGACAGAGGGACUGCGAUUCCGCAAGAGAUGAUAGACGUCUUUAUUGAGCAGGAAAAGCUUCACGAGGCUGAGGUUGCUAAGCUCCGCGUCGACCCGCUGCCUGAAAGCGACCUCACCCUCUCCCCGCAACUCCCUCCUUCGAGGUUUGUGAACGAAGACUUUAUGGCUACGCUUGACCCAUAUGGGUCAAACGUAGGCUUGAUUGGGUCGGAGGCAGCUUCACAGCUAUUUACCUCGCGCGACACCUUUGAAGGCAGAUAUGAGAACCAGUCUGAGGAGCCGUCAGUUGAUAUUACAUCGACUCCCGCGGAGCAGGUUGAGGCUGCAAAGAAGACGGGUUCGGAGGGGGAUAGCAUUUUAGCUCAAGGAAAGGGGGUCGAGUGA
Brassica oleracea var. oleracea is the source of this 2727-nucleotide messenger RNA. RefSeq lists its product as uncharacterized. NCBI's taxonomy places the organism in Eukaryota, Viridiplantae, Streptophyta, Magnoliopsida, Brassicales, Brassicaceae. Bases 1 to 2727 code for a protein of 908 amino acids. The transcript is spliced from 5 exons. The record is from RefSeq and is a predicted model, not a curated record.